Molecule: messenger RNA, 4077 nt
Organism: Notothenia coriiceps (black rockcod)
Lineage: Eukaryota; Metazoa; Chordata; Actinopteri; Perciformes; Nototheniidae
Product: interferon-induced very large GTPase 1-like
Exons: 2
Coding region: 739-1908 (389 amino acids)
Source: RefSeq, a predicted model, not a curated record
UCUACAAUGAAUAAGCAAUAACACAAUGUGUGCUUCUUUGAAAAAAAAAAGUACUAAAAAAAAAGUAAAAAAAAGGCUUUAUUUUGUUACCUUUUAGAUUUCAAAGCACAGGGGAGUUGAAGGAAAAGUCAGACCCUGUCUACAAACACAGGUGAAGAACAUGCAGUUCUUUUCACCUGUCUCUCUAAACUGCAACACUUGAAACACAGAGAAAUGAUUGAAAACGAAGUAAUGAAACUCUUGAGUGAUCGCAAACACUGCACACUUUCUGAUGAACAGUUGAAACGUGACUUUCAACAGAUGUGGACAAAAGUCACUUUAAAUGUGUCUGGACUGAAAGAGCUUAACAUAUCUGAAAAAGUCCUUGAACAGUUGAGGAUAAAUUUUGCAAAUCAUAACGUCAAUGAGGAAUUACAGAACAUUACAGACCUAAAGGACAUAGGAAAUAAGCUUUUUAAGGUUAAAACUGAACAUAAAAAAAUAGGUUUGAAAGGUUUGGCAUUCUGGCAAACAGAAGCUUCACAGAGAGAGUUGCAGAGUUGAGCAGACACUGUCAUUGAGUCUUGCACACUAUUUGUACUUGGUAAAGCAAAAACCGACACAGACUACCAUGACUCUUUUACAAAGGAUAUUUUGGAAAAAGUAGAUGAUUCCCUAAAAGGAAACACUUUCCAGCCCAAGUUUGAGAUUGACCUGAAACUUCACAUUUGUGGCAUUGCCUCAAGAGAGUUCCUUCAAAUGCACAGAAAUGUUCUGUUGUCAAGGGAUCCCAAAGUUCAGCUGGAGAAGUACAAGCCUCAGUACUUGUUGGAUUUUAUCGAUCUAUACAAAAAGAGAGAUCAUUGCCAACGCAAAGCAGAUGAUUUUGUCAGACUUUGUAUCAAACCUGCUGUGGAAGAGUACAUCAGUAGACAUCUGGGAACUAACAUUGUGGAUGAAGUUUUGGCAGGCCGCCAUUCAGCAGAGUACAGUUCACGAAACCUUUUCCAGUACAACAUUCAGAAAGAGUUGCUGCAAAAGGAACACUUUCAGAGUUUUGUCAAGUUCAUUUGUAAAUAUGAAAUGUACGUGAAGCACUUGAUAUUUCAGCACAUCUUGGAAGAAAUGUCAGAGGACAAAGCUUUAUGCAAACUGAAAGGUCAGAAUCUGAAAGUCAUAGUUAAGAAAAUAACAGAUGCAACUGAAAGGGCCUCAAAAGGAGAGGAUGGUGUCCUGCUGCCAGAUAACAAGGAAAGCAUCACAGAGCUCAUCAAAAACAUGCGCAGAUAUUUGACCAAAGAUAUCUCGCUUUCAGAAGAGGCUGAAAAAACCGCCCUGUUUCAAAUCCAAAGCACAUGCCAUCCAUUUAAAGAGAGCCUCAUCAAAUCAUUGAGAGAAAUGAAUGAACAGCUGCAGGAGGAGUUCUCAAAAUCUGAAGACAUCACUGAGACUGUGAACAAACUUCCAACCAAACCACAGGAUGAGCUUUUCAGUCGGGUGUUUGGUUGUGGACAACAAUGUCCAUUUUGUAAAGUUCCUUGUGAAGCAGGAGGCAAAGAACAUGAGAAACAUCAUGCAGCUGUUCAUCGGCCACAAGGUCUCGGUAGAUACAGGUAUGAAGACACACAGAAGCUGGUGGUAACAAUGUGCACAACUGAUGUUCACAGUGAACGUAAAUUCAGAUGUGCAGACACUAAUGGAGAGUAUCAUCCUUACAAGGACUACAGAACAAUCUACCCAGACUGGCUCAUUCCUCCAGACUACAAGAGGGAGGCAUCUGACUACUGGAAGUAUGUCCUGGUUAAAUACAAUGAGAGAUUUGCCCAAGAAUACGAGGCAAAGCCAGCUGAUGUUCCAGAAGCAUGGAGGAGCAUCAAACCGGAACAAGCACUGAAAGGCUUGAAGGAAGCAUUCAGCAUUAAAGACUAACCUGCAAUCCUGCAAACUCUUUAACAAGAGAGAGAAAACCAGAAGGAACCAGGAACUGAACACGCCAGGGCAGAAACACAAAACAGAUCGACACUGUUGUGAUAAAGUUGCACCGUGAUCUUUAGUGGCAUCCUGGGGUUUGACGAUCACUAUUAUUGACAACUGAUGAUUUUAAGAAGUUGCAGAGAAGUUCAAAAGCUUGAGAGUUAUGUGAGAUGUUUUUUUCUUUUUAAGAUUACACAUGUUUUGUUUUCUUUUAUCAAUCUCCUAUAAGACCUCUUGGACAAUGACUGGGAUGCUGAUGAUAAUGUUAACAAAAAAGAGGAACAAUUCUUUAAAUCUUUAUUGCUUUUUUUUUAUAUGUUCAAUAUAUUAUUUUCCUCUGUGUGUGAUGACUAGCGUAACAAAAUAUGAUUCUGAAAAUGAUGUACGUCAUAGUCCACCUGAAGAAAGAGAUUGUGUUAUUUGUUUUUGUCAUUUUAGUUUCUUGACUGCUACAUUUAUUUUCAGUAAACUGUUAAACGUUGUGCAUUAUAACUGGAGUGCACAACAAAGAGAUGUCACUGCUAAAGAUGCUUUGCUACAAAGACCGUGUUGGAGACAAAGAGAUGUUUUGUGAUGUAAUUGUCCGCAUGACUCAUGUAUCGCUUCACAUUUGAGCUUUUAAGUAACAAGUUUUGCAGAUAAAAACCAGGAGGAAAAAUGUGUGAUUUCAUACCAGUCUGAGAAUAAUACAUAAAGAUACAAAUACUUACUUUUUCUUGUUUUAUUAUUUGUAUUCAUUCCUUGUGUUCAUGCAAUGAUGUCUAAAGACCAUGUGAUGAGAUCAUGUUUGUUUUUGUUUUUACUACUUAUUAUUACUUUCUCCACAGUUUUUAUUUUUUUUGUUUUAGUAUUCAAAUUUUUUUGUAAAUAUAGACGUUGAUGUGAACUUGGAGAGAGCAUAAGCCAGCCUCAGUUGAAAGACUGUAAGUGCAUGUUGAUGACGUUUUGCUUCAAGUGCAAAUACUGUGGCAUCCUUCACAUCUUGUUGAUGAGGAACUUUUGAUUUUCAUUAUGUUAGACGGAUAAUGAUGUGAUGAACAAGUCAGAAAGAAGGACUGUUUGUUUGCUCUGAUUUAAUGUUUUGGAGUUUUGUGUUUUGAUGAUUUUCAUAAAGACUAGUGCAAAAUAUAAAGAAGCUGAUGUUGAUGAUGAUGUUAAAAUACAAGAACAGAGAAACAGAUGUUAUCUCAUAUGUCUUCAAUAUGUUUACUGUUAUAGUUUCAUUCAAGACAUUUUAUCAUUUAUAUUUUUCCUUUUUUUUUUUUCUUUAUAUUUUUCCUUUUAAAUGUUUUUUGUAUAAUACCUUUGAAAAACUCACACACCCACGCCGUGUGCACAAAAUGAUGAUGUAGGCAAAGACUAGUGAUGAGAUCAUGUUUUACUUACUUUUAUUUUUACUACUUACUAUUACUUACUCAAUUUAUUUACAUGUUUUAUUUUAUUAUUAAACUUUGCUUAAUACACAAAGGCCAUGAGACACAGAUGUUAUCUAAUGGCAUCACUAUUCUUUAAUAUUUCUACUGUUAUAGUUUUACGCAGGACAUUGUUAUCUUUUCAUUUAUAUGUUUUACUUUUAAAUAUUCCAUUUGUUUUAUUCUUUUUGAAUAAUUUGCUUAAAGAACAUUAUGCUGUGUGCACACUAUGAUGUUGUGGGUCUGUGUCGUACCGAGACCAUGUGAUUAAAUCAUGUUUUACUUACUAUUAUUAUUCUUACUUAUUUUACUUUUUUUCAACACUUAUUGCAGUGCAUCCUUAGUGCUUAAAGUACAGACCAUGAGAAACAGAUGUUUUCUAACAUGCACUCAUUAUUCUUUAAUAUGCUCUACUGUUUUGUUUAUUUGAAGUUAAGGCAGUGAAUAAGAAAUGUUUAUGUUGGUGUAACUGACUUUUUGCUGUAGAUUAAAUAUACAUCUAAACAAGUCAACAGCAGAGAGUACUGUUGAUCAUGGUAUUGAUAUUUUCAGAUAUAUUAAAAGUCGAUCCAGAGAUAAGAAAGUUGAAAAAUAAAUCAUAUAUAGUUUACCAUCUAUAUUCUUUUUUUUGUUGUUACUUUUAUUCAAUUUUACAAACAUAAAGUUGUGUGCAUAAUGGAAACCAACAAAAUGAUAUGUUGUCAGAUCCUAU